Labrus mixtus (cuckoo wrasse) is the source of this 14629-nucleotide messenger RNA. It is a transcript of the gene hydin, whose product is annotated as HYDIN axonemal central pair apparatus protein. Lineage: Eukaryota; Metazoa; Chordata; Actinopteri; Labriformes; Labridae. The coding region runs from base 1 to 14388 and encodes 4795 amino acids. Gene Ontology annotation, biological process: cilium movement; axonemal central apparatus assembly. The record is from RefSeq and is a predicted model, not a curated record. The transcript is spliced from 87 exons. Gene Ontology annotation, cellular component: axoneme.
AUGACAGCCAUUCAGUUUCCCACAAGAAAAAAGAGAUUAAAGAACAACGAGUCUCUGCCUUGCAAUCUUAAACUGAUUCUAAAGGAGGACAAGCUACGGAGGGUAACUCCAUCUGUUUACACCCAGGAGAUGUUACAGUCUACAGAGGAGCGUCUGGCUAACAGCAAUGAGGUGCAACCACCCCGUAUCCUGGAACUGCUUGACAUGAGCAUGACAACACAUCACAAAUUGUCAUUGGUGGAUAUGGAUCAGCCUCUCUUCCAGCCCUUCCCAUCCGAGCUUGUCUUCCAGAACUUCACUCCUACACAAACCUACAAGUUACCUCUACUUCUACUCAACAAUGACAAGGUUUCACGACAAGUGAAGGUGGAGCAGCAGGACUCAGAGUAUUUCCAUGUGGUUGGUCCAGAGGAUGCAGGGAGCAAGGUCGCACCAGGAUUGUCUGCCACCUUCACUGUUUACUUCACUCCACAGGAGAACAAGGACUACCACCACAGUCUAGUUUGUGUGACGGAGAGAGAGCGGUUUGAGGUCCCAAUCUGCGCCAUUGGGCCACGUGCCAUUCUAGACUUCCGUGAUGAGUUCCAUUUACCUGUCUGUCCAGUAAAAACUUCCACACAGAGGACUCACCUAGUCCGCAAUAUAGGAAACAGUGAGGCCAUGUUCACACUUAGCACACAGAGGCCUUUCUCAGUGACGCCCUCUGCUGGAACCCUGGAAGUAGGAGAGGGCAUGCAGGUGACAGUGGAUUUUAACCCCAUGACUAUAGGAGACCACAGCCAGGACCUACUUCUGCACUAUCAUACUGGUGAAGAUGUUUACAUUGGCUUGUAUGGGGCUUGUGAGGAGGUGAACAUCCAGCUUGACCAUGACUUUGUCCUGUUGCAAAAGACUUACGUUUCCCUGGCAAGCGUACACACAGUGUCCCUCAUCAACAGCAGUGAUAUACCUCUAAAAUACUGUUGGACAACAUGGCCCAGCCUGCAAGAGGAGGCCCUGAGCUUAUUGAGGGACAGCUCAAUGCUGAAGCAGAAGGAGGAGGAGGAGACAGAGCGAUUACUUUAUCAGUGUGAGUCCGAUCCGACAGAGAUCCAUCGCCUCCCGCUGCUGUCCAGAGCUUUGCAGGAACUCAGGAGCCAGGCUGUUAAGGACCAUCUUCUGGCCCUCUCACACAGCUGCAUAACUGUGGAAUCAGUGGAGGGUGAAAUAUGGCCCAACAUGACAGCACAGUUCAGCAUUGUCUUCAAGCCAGAGGAGGCCAAAGUGUACCAACAAACCAUUUAUUGUGAUGUCGCAGGCCGUGAAUCUCGUCUACCUCUUACCAUAAAGGGUGAGGGCUUGGGACCUAAACUCCAGCUCAACUAUGACCUAAUGGACAUGAAAAACGUUUUCAUUGGUGACAAAGACAAUUAUGAGGUGCUGGUGUCUAACACAGGACUGACUGAUGCACCUUUCCAUUUCUCGAGCUCCGACACCACUUUUGGACGCUGUUUCUCCUUCAGCCCUGAGGAAGGUGUUGUUCCCUCUGGGGCCAGCCAGAUUGUGAUGGUGACCUUCCACAGUCGAGUCUUGGGAACUUUUUCUGAAGACUUGCUGCUAACUGUCACAGGACAGCCUCAGCCACUUACCUUGACCUUCAGGGGUUGCGUCAUCGGUCCAACAUUCCAUUUCAACAUUUCAGAGUUCAAUUUUGGAGAUGUAGCCUUUGGUUUCCCACAAACAUUGAUUUGUACCCUCUUCAACACCUCCUUUGUGCCCAUGACCUUUGCCCUGCGUGUCCCCGGAGAUGGAUCGGGGUUUCACAGCAUGACUUGUUCCAAUUGGCAGGGCAGCAACACUAGAGACCUGCGUGCAAAUCCUGCAGAGUUCACCAUCAGCCCUGCAGCAGGGUCUGUGCGUGCUAUGUCAGAUGUCACCAUUAAGUUGAUGCUGUGCUCCAACACAGUCAAGAGAUACAGGCUGGCACUGGUGGUUGAUGUUGAGGGUGUCGGUGAGGAGAUCAUGACUGUGCCCAUUAAUGCCAGAUGUGUUGUAUCUGAUGUUCUUGUGGAGACUCCAAAGUUGGACUUCCAAAGGUGUUUCCUUGAUCAACUCUAUGAACUGCAAGUGCAACUGACCAACACCAGCUCUCUGCCUGCAUGCUAUGGCGUGCUUGACCAGGACCAUGAAGAGAGUCCAUCAGUGGUUUUUGGUAGUUCUACACCCAGAGGUGUUAUUCUUCCUUAUCGCUCAGAGGAGGUUCCUGUGUUCCUGCUGGCUAAGGCUGUUGGAAGACUGCAUCACACUCUACGCAUUGCAGUGUUUGGCAGCAUCCAGCCUCCACUGGUAGUGCCCUUGUCAUGUAUUGGGCAGGGACCGAUAGUUCAUGUUCAGAACCCUCAGUUGAAUUUCGGAACAAUCCCUGUUCUGACAGACAUUACCAGAGCCCUGCACCUGUCAAACCAGUCACCUAUUCCAGCCCACUUUACAGCACGAGUGUUCCAUAAAAAGCCCCUUUGGCGGGUUGAGCCCAGCAAGGGGGUAGUGCCACCAGAAAGCCAGCUGGAGCUUAAGGUAGUGGCUCACCUGAAGGACACUCUUUUUUUCCAGGCCAGGCUGGAAGUAUCCAUCCAGGACAGUCAAACACACACUAUCCCUCUGACUGCCACAGGCACUGGCACUACAAUUGUUAGUGACAGGCCUUUUGCUCCCAGCCUUGAGCUAGGCACAUAUUUAAGCCAUGAGACAUGCCAAUACCACUUCAAACUGACCAACCAUGGCCAGCGAGGACACCGGCUUUAUUGGAGUAUUGAAGGCUUCCUGCCUUCCACAAAAACUCGCAAGGGGGCUAACUUGUCUGGCCAAACCAGGCUGCCCCCUAUCUCUGCUCCCAGAAAGAAGGACACUCUGGAUCGGGCGUCUUUGCUUCCUAGCAGAGAGCUCUCUGUGUUCAGCCUCAGUCCUGACCGAGUGGAGCUUCUCCCAGGAUGCUCUGUGGACAUGAUGCUGACAGGAUCUUCAGACUCCCCCAAGGAUGUAAGGGAGCGUUUGGUGUGCCGUGGCAUUGUGGGUCACCAGGGCUGUAAAGAGCACAUCAUGUCUGUAGAUGUUACCUGUCGCUUUGUGGCUCCUAUGCUCAGCUUUUCUUCCAAGCAGCUGAACUUCUACAUAGAGAAGGUCCCUGGAGAGAAUCUGAUGCCCCUGUAUGAGAAGCUGAUCUUGAAGAAUGUGUCCUCUCUGUCUCUAUCUAUCGAGCUCUCAACUGUAGAGCCGUUCUCUCUGUGUGAGGUCCAAGGAGCCCACAGCUCAGUGACUACUAAGUCCUUGGCCUUAGGUGAUGGAGGGCAGGCUGAGCUGUGGAUAAGCUUUAAUCCAGUUUACUGUCGUGAUCGGGUGUCACGAGUCGUGGAUCAGUUCCUUGAGGUACACUACCAGGGACACCCUCAGCAAGACAUGGUGGAGCUGCAUGCUGAGGUCCACUUUCCCAACCUCCACUUCCCCUCCACAACAGUGGAUUUUGGCUGUGUGCUUAACUGCACAGAGACUCAGAGAGUAUUCUCAAUCACCAACUGCUCCCCACUGCCUGUGUCCUACCAGUGGGCUUUCCUGGAAGACCACAAGCACGGCACCAUCAGCCCCAGUCCUGAUGCAAAUGAACCGAGCAGCGCAGAGAGAACACCACGUGUGGAAGAGGUGUUUGAUGUCUUACCAAUAUAUGGUCAUCUGCAACCUGGGGACGAGCAGCUGGUUACAUUCUCUUUCUAUGGCCACAAAAAUGUCAGCAGAGAGUUGAUAGCACAGUGCCAUGUAGAGGAGGGGCCUACAUAUGAAAUCACACUCAGAGGAGAAGCAUCAGUAAUCAGCUACAGCCUCGACACUACCCACGUUGACUUUGGUCUGCUGCUUUUCGAUCAUGUAGGGGAGGCUGAGGUUACCCUAAGAAAUACUGGCAAGAUUGGCUUCAAGUUCAGCAUCAUUGACCUUCAAAGGGAGGAUGAGGAGGAGGCAGAUAAAGAGGCAGAGGGAUGGAUGAAGGCCCUGGAAGAGGUUGAGCAGCAGCAAGAUGCACAGAAACAAAAAGACAAUGAGGAAAAUGAGACAGGACAGGAGGUCAGGCCCGGCCAGCCAAUGGUCAUCCCCAACAUGGGUUACAUUGAUGCUGAUGCAGAGCAAUGCUUGCGUGUUCUCUACCUCCCGGGAGUUCCUGAGGUGUUUGAGAAGCGGCUUCAGCUGCAGGUGGCUUUCCUGCCACCACAGGAGAUCACUCUUACUGGAGAGGGAGUGUUUCCAAGGAUCAGCCUCAACUUGCCACAGAAUCUUUCAGAGGAGUGCUACGGUGAUGUGGUGCAGCAGGCCAGAGCAGCUGUGGAGGCAUAUAGAAUCAGAGAGGAGGGUAUGAACGGCCAUACCACUGAUGGAGGAGAAGCAACUACAGAGGACUCUGGCACUCUCACCGUCAGUGACUUAACCCAGUAUGAAGAGCUGCUUCACAUGGAGGUCGAGAAAGCACUGGUCAAACAGAAUGCUCUCACUGUGACUGAUAGCCUGCUGGAGCUCGGUGACUCACAGUGCUCCCCCAGAAAGUGGCAAAAACUCAGCAAGUUUGUGCUCCCAGAGUACGUCUUGGAUUUUGGUUUUGUAAUUCCAGGCAAAGUACUCAGUCACACUGUUCAUAUCACAAACACUGGGUCUGUCCCAGUGUCCUUCCAAGCCAACCUUAAAUGUCUAGCUGCCACAGGUUUCAGUGCAGACUUUGAAAGAGUGAAAAACCUGCCCUGCAGAGAGACAAACUCUUUCACAGUUAAAUUUGACCCCAAUGGAGCCAACCUGAAGAUGGGGGACACAAGUGUUGUCAUGCCAAUACAGGUUGCAGGCGGUCCAAUGGUUCAGGUGCGGCUGUGUGCAGCAGUGACUUUGCCCGCAAUCGCUGCUUCAACAGAUACUCUACAGUUUGACACUUUGCAGUGUGGCAUGUGUCAGAUGAAGACAAUACAGCUGUCCAAUAAUGAGGCUGUGCCCUGCCACUGGAGCAUCACUGAGGAGGUGAAACCUUUCAAAAAGGUUGAUAAGUUUCUUCCACUCUACCAGCGCAAAAAAGCUUCGCAGGAGCAGCGACCACCGCCAGUGGUGUUUGAGAUGUUUCCAAGCUCGGGCAUACUGUCUCCUGGUGAACGUGUCAAUGUCCAGAUAAAGUUCAGCCCUGUUGAGGAGCAUUCCUACAACAGACAGCUUGUUGUCCAUGUGGCUAACAGCAACCAGCAGUUGUUCAUCAAAGCCUAUGGGCAGGCUGAGGAACCACAACUUGAGUUCUGCCCGUCAGUGCUGGAGCUGGAGCCUUGUCUGCCUCUCAGCACUGAAUCUGAAGCUGAGGUUAUAGUCAGAAACCCCUGCUCUUUUCCCAUUGAGUUCUACUCCCUGGAACUUGACAAUCAGUAUCUUGAGGAAGAAAAGAUCCUACGUCUGAUGCAGGGUUAUGAUGAGAACAACACAUUACUGCUUCCCCCCAGGGCCCCUGGUGAAAGUCUCCCUAAAGAGUUGCUCGACUACUACAAGGAGUACGGUUCCCAACUGAAAGAUGACGUCAUUUCAGAGAUUACAAGAGAGGGAAGCAGUGGGAGACUGGGGCAGCUUGAGAUGACACCUGUUUCCAGAGCAAUUGCUCGCCACAUGUGCAUUGACCUUUCAGCAGAGGGUCUGGCAGCACACAACCGCAGAGGCAUUGCUAUUAUUGUGUAUGGAGCCCCACUGACAGGUAAAAGCAGGACAGCUGCUUCUCUGGCACGGCACUACGGAGGGACGUGUCUGAGUGUUGAUGCUGUGGUGAGACAAGCUCUGAUGAAUGGUACCUCUCCUGUUAGCCUGACUGCAAGACAGCUUUAUGACUGUGCUGCUGCCGAGUACGCUGAGAAGGUUGAGGAGGCUGCUUCACAUGAUGCCGUAAAAGAUCCUAAAAAACCUGGUGAUGACAGCUGCAAUGACGCUCAGGCUCUUCAGGAGGCUGCAGUCUCAAGCUUCACCCUCUGCUUGGGAGGAGAUAUGACAACACUUAGUAGUCUUUUGCCUGAACAGCUACUGGCAGAUAUCCUGGCGGAAAGAUUUCAGCUAAGUGAUUGUUACCGUGGCAUAGUGAUCGACGGCCUACACUCUGUGUACACUCAAUCAGCAGCAACCACAUUACAAGUUGUUCUCAAGGCCCUGGAUAACCGUAAACACAUCUAUGCAGUCAACUUGUGUGACUCCUAUGCUGCUCUGAAAGCACGUGAGAGGGCACAGAGAGAAACCGAGGAGGCUCUGCAGAGAGAGAGAAGUUACAGAGAGGAGCAGUGGCUCAAGGAGCUUGAUGAAGAGGAAUACGAUGCUCUGUCUGAGAAGGAAAAAGAGCUCAUUGACCUUCAACAAAUACAGAAGUUAAAACAGCCCAAACUAAGGGAGCUAAAGCGAAUAGAGAAAGAGAAGGAAGAAAAGAGGCUGCAAGAGGAGAUGCAGAGGUUGAAAGAAGAAGAGCUGAAGAAGAAAAACAAAAAGUGUGGAAAGAAGGAUAGGAAAGAAGUGUCUCGGAAGAAGAGCUUGCUGGAGGGAAGGAAGUCCUGUGUGGAUGAGCUACAGACUCUGUUUAGUCUGUACGAGCAGAGCCAGGAACAGGUGGAGUACACCCUGCAGCACUGGGAUCGAGUUCAGGGCUGGUUACUGGUCCCAGAGACAGAUGAGACUGUUCCAGAAAAACAUACCCCUGUCUCUAAGAGGAGCAAGAAAGCCAAUAGUAAGGCUUUAUCUCCCAUGCCAUCACCAACUGAAGCAGACAAGACUGGAGACAGUGUGUCGGCACAGGACUUCAUCCCUCACAUUGUGCUAAAUGUAACAGGGAAAGACUAUCCAGGUGCUACAGAGCUGCUUAAUGGCAGAAUCCUGCCUCCACUAGUUGAGGUGUUAGAUGAUUUAGGGUUGGGACCCAGUGGGCCACCCAUCCCUCCUUCCACCACCUUGUCGAUAGUUCCAUUCCCCAAAAACAGGAAGCAGUCAAACAGUCAACUCAUCUGUGACUGUUUCACCUUCCUUGCUACCUCUGGGUUGGAUGAACAGGGUGAGGAGGAGAAGGAUUCAGAGGAUGAUGUACAGGUUGUAAAGGAGGAGACAUCUGUUAAAGGCCGCGGCAAGGGCAGCAAUAAGGAGAGUGCAUUAACCAAGGACAGGGAUAAAAAAGGAAGAGAGAGUCAGAAGAGCAAGAGACGGCCUUCAGCCAAGACAAAGGGGAAACCCUUACGCUCCCCUCAGCUGCAAGUCUCCCCUAGAUCUAGCAGCACUGGACAGGAUCAACUACAAGGGAACUUGGAGCUUAAACGCAGCCAGAGCCUGACAACAUUUCGCUGGGUUGUACCUGCCAACGGUACAGUGGUUCUGAAGAUCUGGUUCUACCCAGAGUCCCAAGGAAAAUAUGAGCAGAUCUUCAACUUUGAGCUUCUCGGGACCCAGAGAAACUACCAGCUGCUCUGCAGAGGACUGUGCACCUAUCCCUCCAUCUGCAAAGAUUACAAGACUCUUUUUGCUCUCACUAAGAAGGUGCAACAGAUGGAAGAAGGGCUCCAGAAGUCAUAUGUCAUAAAACCUGGAUACUUUGAGUUUGGACCUUUGCUAUGUGGCAAGACCAGAGACAGAUACAAAGAAAAUCGGUAUCCAGAAAACAAAGAGAGACUUUUGAUUUAUAACAACUCAGGUACAGAGGCUGAAGUCGUGUUCAGUUUCCAGCAUGAUACCCAAGCCACCACGUAUUUGCUCGACCCCCCAACCAUGACUCUCAAACCUGAUCAGAAAAAGGAGUUGACCAUGUGGGCCUACCCAACAAAAGUUGGACAAAUAAAGGACAGCCUAGUGUGCAGCAUCAAAGACAAUCCAGAGCCUGUCAUCAUAAACCUCUCCUGCUUAGGUGUUAGGCCAGAGCUGGAGCUGGAGUGCAAGCAAUUUCACUUUGACAGGAUUUUGCCCCACAGGCGGGACAGCCGUAGUUUAAUAAUGCAUAAUAAGUCUGCUCUGCCUGUAUCCUGGAAACUGCAGGGAGUUGAGGAGUUGAGGGAUGAGUUCGCUGUGCCACAGGAUCAGGGUGUCAUCUCACCUAACUCCUCCUUCUCCCUGAGCUUGCACUUCAGGGCUCAGAAGCCUGUCUUGAUUAAGAAGAUCUUACGUCUAGAGGUAUCUGAUGUGGAGAAGAUUGUAGGAAUCCUACAAACUGAAAAUAUACAGGUCUCUGCUGAAGCCUAUAAUAUAACUCUGGACAUCUCACCAGAUGGCUGCUUAAACUUUGGAACAAUCAAAGUCUUUGACGAGGCCAAACUGACUCUAAGGUUGAAAAACAAAGGAAAAUAUGAAAUAGCCUACAAGUUUACGUGUCAGCGGACUGACCCGGCCCAGCCGAACCUAGACUCCAUGUUUACGGUGUCCCCUCAGAGUGGAUCUCUAAUGCCCCACCAGAAGCCAACAACAGUGCAGAUCACCUGCAGGCCUACUACAGAACUCUUACUGAAAGAUGAACCUGUCCUGCCUUGUGAGGUGAUCGAACCAAACAUUGGUAAGGUCGGAGAAACCAUAACCAUCUUAGCCAUCAAGGUUUCUGUCCAGGCUCUCUUCUGCAGGUACAAGAUCACACCUGCGUGUGACAUGAACUUUGGUCCACUGGUCCAAGGCUGCAAAAAAAGCCAGUUUCUUACUAUUGAGAACACUGGAGUCUUUGAGACCCAUUACACCAUCUCUCGCAUGACUAUGGAGCCUGCUCCACCAGGAAAGCCAGGUGAAAGGGGUCCAGGUAAAAAGAUGCUUCAAGAGAACCAUUCAGGGAGGCCCGCUGGUGCCAGUUGCAGAGACAUGAGUCGUACUCAGUCUUCCCAGAAUCGCCCCACCAUAGGCGCGUUCUCAGUGUCUCCGUGCACCGGAACACUGCAGCCUGGGUCUCAGCAGGUGGUGAUUGUGGACUGUCCUGCUGAUCAGCUGGGUAACUGGAGCCAGUUUCUGUACAUUGACAUCAGUGACCGUGACCCCUCAGACCAGCCUGAGGGCAUACAGUACAGACUGAUGGCAGAAGUCUGCAAGCCAGGCAUUGCUUUAGAUACAGCGUCUAUCUUUGAAGAACACCAUCUGUGUUCCAACAGCAGUCAGCUCUCCUCUGAGCAGUUCUCUAAUGCUGAAGGUAUUUAUGUCCGAGAUGAGAACAAAUUCUUUUUCAACAAUGUCCUGGUUGGGCGAACUGGUAAGGCCUGCUUCAAACUCACCAACAACAGCAAGGUGCCCUGUAUGCUCAACUUGGCCAUCCGGUAUGUUUCUGCAAAGGUAAAUCCCCGUACCAUGAAGUGUUUUGAUUUGUCUGCUACAACACUGAGCAUUCCCAGCCAGUCACACUUGUUCGCCGAGGUCACCUUUACACCACAGACGAUGCAGCUCUACAGUGCUGUCUUUGAGGCUACUAUAGAGGGAAUCAGCAGAAUGACACCGACAUUCAAGAGCAAGGUGCUGGAAUUUGACCUAAUGGGAGAGGGAAAUCUCCCCAGUAUGUGUGUGGUACGCCCAGCUCUGAGGAACAACCAAGGAAGCCCAAUGCUGCACUUCAGGAGGGUACUUGCAGGACGAAUACUUACCCUUCCUCUGGUGUUGCUAAAUGAUGGAAAUGUUCCAGCUAAGAUCCUGGUGGACAUGCUGGAUAAACAUCAAGUGUUCACCCUCAGACCUGCACCUGGCAACACUCAAAGCUCUGUUCACUCCACAAUGAUCGAGGGCUCCACACAUUCAGAGAAUCAGUUGGUGCACAGAGCCAGCCUGAGGCUGAAGGUUAACGAGCGUGCAGAGUUUGAUGUCAGUUUUUGCUCUGACAAGACCCUGAGUGUCAAGGCCAAGAUGUCACUGCAGGUGGAGGACAACCAGUACAGCAACAUCAUAAUAACAGUGACAGGAGAGGCUUACCAGGAAAUUGUCUCACUUGACAACAUCAGCAGGCCAAUCCAGGAGACAGAUCAGGAAGAUGAGGCGGGAGGUUAUUAUGAGGAGCUGAAUCUUGGUGACUGUCAUGUAGGCACUCCCCACCAAGAGAGUUUCACCAUGACCAACCACAGCAGCAGCAAGGUUGUGAGGUUUGAGUGGCCCCCUGCUGGACCCCAUGUCUUCUUUUCACCACAGGUGGGUCACCUUCAUGCUGGUUGCUCUAAGGAAGUGACUGUCACGUUUAGCUCCAAUCAGCCGGUAACUUUGACCAGCCAACCAAUGAAAUGCAAGCUUUGUCAGAUUGAGUUCCAGCAGCCUUUAGAGCAGGUGGCUGACUGGGACGACCGGCAGAGGACAGUGAAGUGGCUGAAUUCGACCAGGCAAGAAACACCACAGCAGCCUGUUAAAAACAAGGUGAUUAAGACAGAUCCUGAGCCCUGCUACGUCGUGGUUGACGGCUCUCAGUGGGAGAUGGAAUUGCGUAUCACUGCAGUUUGUGACUAUGUGAAGUUCAGCUGCAAAAUUGACACUAUUGAUUUCAAAGAUACCAUGCUGUACCAAACCAGGCUACACCAACUGCCAAUAGUGAAUCGAGGCGCUGUCAAGCUGGACUUGACCUGGAAAGUCCUCAUGGAUCCUAGAAACAGUGGGGACCAAGGAGAUGGGAACCUCACCUCUCGACAAGGGAGUAGGUCAGUGGGAGUGGUAAGUGGAGCCCGUCCCUCCAGCGCUCUGGCCAGUGUGAUGUCUCUGAUGAUAGGGAAUCCUGAGCUUUCCCCCAUCAGUAUUGAACCCAGAAUAGGGGCCAUACCGCCUGGUGCUACGGAACAUUUCAGCAUUCGCUUUUCACCUCUGGAGGUGGCUCAAUUUCAGGGCAGCCUGAUUUGCAGUAUUCCCAACUUGCAGGAAAGUGAUCAGGCUCUCUGUAUCUCGGUGAGUGGCCGCAGCCUGUUUCCCCACUACCACUUUGACUUGGAGGAUUCCAACUACAUCAACUACCGCCACCCUGAAUUAAGGGCCCAUCUAGAACCUAACACCAGGGUCAUAGAGAUUAAUGCGGUUGGCUUCUCUGCCCCAUCAAUAAGAUGUUUUAACGUGGUGAACCCAACCAGUAAGCCUUACUCUUUCAAGUGGAGGUGUGAAGACACAGGUGACAGCCCAUUUUGCUGCCUCACCCCAUAUGGAACCAUCAUGCCUGGGAAGAAAGUGGAAAUGCGUUUUGAAUAUGUAGCUGAGCAACUGGACGUGGUGGAGUCAUUCUGGAGCUUUCUGAUUGAGACUCUGUCGUUGUCUGUCCCCUUCCUGUGUGUUGGCACUGCCAGAGAACCAGUUGUCUAUCUCAACAGACCUCACAUUGACUUUGGAGAAGUCCUUGUUGGUCGCGAAAUGGAACAGACAGUUGAUCUUGUGAAUGGAGAGGAUGAAUCUUUCCACUUCUCUGUCCUGCAGUCAUCUCUCAUCAGUGACGAUCAGGAGUCCACCCUCAUUUUGAAGCCCAUGACUGGAACAUUGGAACCCAAAGACAGGUUGCCUUUGUCAGUAUCCUUCACACCUUGCUGGGAUGGCUGUGUGAGCUUCAGAUUGGUUCUGAGGGCAAAGAGGAAGUCAGAGCCACUCACGUUGACAGUAAAGGCCAGUUGUUUCACCAUUUCCGUUCAAGUUGAAAAGCCAGGCGGGGGUCUCAGAGAGAUCAAACCUAACCAACAAGAAUCUCUGGACUUUGGAGAGGUGGAGAUUUUGGAGCAAUCAUUUGUUAAUCUGAUGGUGUCCCAUCUGGCAAAAUUCAGUCUGGGGAUGAACUUUGACCUUACUGGUCCCAGCGAACUGCUUCAGCACUUGGAGGCAAAACCACAACAUGCUACUCUUGAGUUUGGAAAAAGGCUACAGUCUUCACUCUUUUUCAGCCCCCAGAGCAUUUGUAACCUUGAGGACGUCAGACUGAGUGUAAAGGUAAAGCAUGGACCAACAUUUAUCUUCAACAUAAAAGGCAGGGCUGUAGCACCCAGCCUUCAAUUUUCCUUCAACAAGUACAACUUUGGCAAGUGCUUUCUGUACAGUCCUGACACAGUGCCAGCCUCACAAACUCUAGUGAUAAGCAACAAAGGCGAAAGGGACAUCAGUAUCCAGUGCAAGUACAAGAAUACCUCUUACCUGGAGAUUGACUUCAAACAAGAUAUUUUGUCCCCUGGUGCUGUGAUGGACAUACCAGUCAGGUUCUAUCCCCGUGAGGCUGUCCGUUACCAUGACAAGCUCAACUUCAUCUUAAACAGCGGUGUCACAAAACAAGUGGACAUAUUGGGGCAAGGCGUUGAGAGGAGGUUGGAGGUGGAAGAUCCCAAGCAAAGGAAAGUGAAACUAGGAUCUUUGAUGAUUGGUCAGAAGGUGAAAAAACAAGUGGUUCUGGUGAACUGCAGCGCUUUAGAUAUUUCCUUUACUCUGCUGCUCAGUACAAACACACCGUUGGACCAAAAGUAUCUGUCGUUCAGUCCUGCAGGUGAGCUUAGCCUGAAAGCCAGAGGUGGUUCAUGUAAUGUUGAGAUCCAGUUCUCACCAAACCAGCACAUACCCCCCUUCAACGCUGAGCUGCAGGCCCAGUUUCCAGGCCUGUUGCACCCCCUGCUGACCAUCCAGGGCAGCUGCAAGGUUGUGGCAGUCCAGCUGGACCAGGACCACUUAGCCUUUGGAGCUGUUGUCCAGUGCUGCCAGGCCAGGAAAAAGAUAGUUAUGAUGAACUCUGGGGACAUUGGAGCCAGAUUCCACUGGAAGACGGACAGUUUUCCUCCAGAUCUGUCCAUUGCACCAGCUAAAGGCUAUAUCUCUCCUGACAAGGAGGUCCUUUUUGAUGUGACCUUUAGCCCCGUAGAACUGAGUAAUGACACAAGAUAUGAGAACGUGUCCUGCUGUGUGGAGGGCUUCUCCUCUCCUGUUACCCUUACUGUGACAGGAUCUUGCAUCGUAGCUUCCACCAGCAAAGAGGUGGUGAAUUUUGUUUGCCCAGUGCGUGGCUCUCACACACUGACUCUUCCAGUGUUCAACCCCACAAGCCAUCACUGCAGCAUCAGGCCCGUCAUUGAGGGUGAACAGUGGACUGCUAAGCCCUCUGUGACCAUGGAACCUUUCCAAAACAAGACCUGCAAGAUCACCUACAAACCACUGACCAUGACUGCUGAUAAAAAUAAACACUUGGGCUCAGUCUUUUUCACCUUCCCUGAUGGGAGCGGUAUGCUGUACACCCUACAGGGAACUGCUGAGCCUCCCAAGGCAGAGGACACCUUUCUGCAUGAACUGCCAGCCAAGACUCACCACACACUGAUGCUCCCAGUACACAACUGGCUCUCCAAGCAACAGCGGUUUCGUGUGCUGAUGGAGAUUCUGAAACCUGACAAGACAGAUGCCACAAUGUCCCUCAAGGGUCUUGAAUACAUUGAUGUCCCUGCCUUGACCAAACGGGACUACAAAAUGUCUUUCUUUGCUUACAAAGAGGGGCAGUUCAACACCAAGGUGACAUUUAGUAACGUGACCUCCGGUGAGUAUUUGUUUUACCUUGUAACAUACAAGGUUACAUCUCCAGGAGUUUUGUCUGAAAUAAAGCUGGAGACAGCGGUCCGUCGGACAGCCUUGGCCACUGUGGAGGUGGAGAACCCCCUGACCACAGCUACCUGCCUCAGCACUGAGUGUAACUGUUCCGACAUCAGUGCUCCAACCCAGCACACAGUGCCAGGACAGUCCAAGAGUUCUCUGAGCUUUGAGUACAAGCCCCUGCGUGCAGGCAGGUCUACAGCCCGGCUGACUCUCAGUAGUAAUGAUCUGGGCUACUUUCACUACGAUCUGGUCCUCAAAGCUCUGCCCCCUCCACCUGAGAAAACUGUCCAUUUCAACACUUCUCUGGGCAGCAGCCACUCUGUUCCCAUUAAAUUCAUCAACUACUCUCACUUCAAAACUGAGUACUCAUGCAAGACUGAUUGCCCGGACUUCAUAGUGGAAGAGAAAGUUGGUGCGUCUCCGGGUUCCCAUGCGGGGUCAGAGGCCAGCAUGGAAGUUUGUUUUGAACCGCAUCAGCUGGGAGAAGUAAGAGGCCAGCUCAGCCUGGCCUCAGGAAUUGGGGGAGAAUACAUCUUUCCCUUACAUGGGAUCUGCCACUCUCCCAAACCACAGGGCCCAUUUAGCAUCAAGGCGGGUCGCAACAUCACUAUACCCUUCAAGAAUGUGUUCCUGCAGACCACUGCUUUCUCUUUCCAGGUUGACAACCCCUGCUUCACAGUCAAAGAAGUGGACACCAUUGUCUCCAAAAAGACCUACAACAUCCUGAUCUCCUUUAGUGCCACUUCAAGAGGCUCUGCAGGGCCUUGGUUUGGCAAGCUGACCAUCUCCAGCCAGCGUUCUGAAGGCCACAGCAAGCCCUGUUCUUGGGUGUACUACCUGAGGGGCUACCGCCCAGAGUCAUCAUAGAGCGAUGUUAAUGCACACUUUACACAUGUAGUCGUCUGUGCACACACACCCAAAAGAAAAGCUCAUGCCAAAAGAGAGUUGUAGACGGCUUAUUUAUUUAUGCUUGAACCCUAACUUUGUAAGCCAUAAUAACAAACCUGGAUAUAACUACGUUGGUAGGUUAAUGAUACAUUUUUACAAGUGUGAAUAAAACUUCAAACUAUCUGAAAAUAUGCUCAGGCCUGUCAUUGCACAAAAGGGG